AUGACAGGUUUUCCCCUGGCUGCAACUUGUUACAUGUUAGGGCUUGGCACUGAUACAAAUAGUACCUUCACUCCAUACACACUGCUUAGAAUUGUCCCCCACGUCAACUCUCACACACUCCCUGAUAAUCAGUCGCGACAAAUCUUGACCGCAGAAGGGUUCUACAAUUCGACGCUCAUGAUCGACUCAGAUUGUGGGCUCGUCAUAUGUAAGGGCCUACGUGAUUCACCAAAAUGA
This is a messenger RNA of Laccaria bicolor S238N-H82, 237 nucleotides long. RefSeq lists its product as uncharacterized. The coding region runs from base 1 to 237 and encodes 78 amino acids. Lineage: Eukaryota; Fungi; Basidiomycota; Agaricomycetes; Agaricales; Hydnangiaceae. The record is from RefSeq and is a predicted model, not a curated record. The transcript is spliced from 2 exons.